Silurus meridionalis is the source of this 6472-nucleotide messenger RNA. RefSeq names its product zinc finger E-box binding homeobox 1a (gene zeb1a). NCBI's taxonomy places the organism in Eukaryota, Metazoa, Chordata, Actinopteri, Siluriformes, Siluridae. The record is from RefSeq and is a predicted model, not a curated record. The transcript has 11 exons. The coding region runs from base 936 to 4667 and encodes 1243 amino acids. Gene Ontology annotation, molecular function: RNA polymerase II cis-regulatory region sequence-specific DNA binding; DNA-binding transcription factor activity, RNA polymerase II-specific. Gene Ontology annotation, biological process: anatomical structure development; regulation of transcription by RNA polymerase II.
GGUCAGUGAGGAUCCGGACAGGCGAGAUAAAAAAAGAGGCGUAUUUGCUGAUAACUAUUGGCCAGUUUUUGAGCGUUUAUUCAACUAGUAUGGCUACUUUAUUUUCCAAAGAGCUGAGUAAAUGUGUGUAGACUUGGUUUAAAUGGAUAGCUUAAAAUGAACCGUUAGCUUGUCUACCUGUGUAAGAAAGCUGUUCGGAGCCACCGUUAUCUAGAGUAACCCUCCACUGUUUUUCGAUGGUUUUACGUGCCCUGUGGCGUUUUCUGAAUAACAAACCAUGUAACUUAUUUUCUGUACACAAACAGACAAAUUGUUUUUCAGUAUUCAGUUUGUUUUUUGCAUAUAGCAUGCUUUAUAAACUACUUAUCCACGUCCAUUGUACUUCGCUAUUAUUAAUUCAGUCUUGCAAGUCUUCGCGUGCCUAAAUAAGUUGGUUAAUAAGUAUAAAGUUUUCUAAAUAAUUAAAAUAUAUUUUUACUGUCUAGUGUACCGCUAUACUUUGCGGUGGCUGUUUGAAUUUGAACGUAAUUGUUGUAAUCGCCAAACUGAGGUCUUCAAAAGCAGUGAGGAGUUUGGUGUUACUUGGUUGUCAAUAUAAGUUGUUGCGCUUCCUUUAAAUAACACCAGAACUGCGUUGUACCGUUAUAGAAGCGUGAGCUACCUUUUUCCUGCGUGCGUGCGUGCGCGUGCGUGCGUGUGCGUGCGUGUGACGCGGGAGAUUCGCACCGCCCCGCGUAGGCUACCGGAGCCAUCACCGUGUCUACCUGAACGAUGAGCGGAAAAAGAACGGCGCAAGCUAAUGCAUUGUAUAACGGCUAAACCUCCGCUUCUUGUCUUCGGAACAGUUGAAGCACAAACCUUGGGAAGGAACUGUCGCCCGAAAUCCGUUCCUAUUAUUAGGAGCGAAAAAACGAGGCGCGUGCACGGUGCAGCAAAUGGCAACUUGUACAGCGAGAAGUUAUUCAAAUGUGUCAGAAGCAGCUUCAGAUUCGGAUGAUGAUGAUAAACUUCACAUUGUGGAGGAAGACAGUAUUCCUGACACUUUGGAGGAAAAGCCCACAGUAUUUCAGCUCAGUGCAGCACAGCAACUACACAAAGGGCACACAUUGAAUGAUGGCAACCUGGGGCCAGAUGCUUUAGUACAAGAAAUAAGGGUGAAAGAGGAGUGUUUAACUGAUGAAGAGAAUGAAGAAGAUCGGGUGAAUGAAGCCCCAUGGCAGGGGAAAACAGGCAUUGUUUGUCCAGACAUUCCAGAAGAAGAACAGAGCAUACCAGAAAGAGGAGUCCAUGAUGAGAAUGGUACACCUGAUGAAUUUUCUCAACUUCACUCAUGUCCAUACUGCUCCCGAGGUUACAAGCGUCACACAUCGCUGAAGGAACACAUCAAACUGCGUCAUGAGAAAAGCAAGGAUGAUUUCAAUUGCUCCCUCUGCAGCUACACUUUCACCUAUCGCACACAGCUUGACCGACAUAUGAAUGCCCACAAAAAUGGAAGAGAGGAGAGGAUGGUUUCACAUUCAGGAGGAAACAGAAAGUUUAAAUGCACAGUGUGUUCUAAAGCCUUUAAAUAUAAGCAUCACCUAAAGGAACACCUUCGCAUUCACAGCGGUGAAAAACCAUAUGAAUGCUCUCACUGUAAGAAGCGCUUUUCCCACUCCGGCUCCUACAGUUCUCACAUCAGCAGUAAGAAGUGUGUAGCAAUUGCACCUGCUGCAAAUGGCUUGUCUAACACUCCUGUAGUCAAAGCAAAUGUGAAUUGCCCUGCACGUAUCCUCUUGCGGGAGAACGUUGAUAUUGAUAACAAGCCUUUAGAGGAACAGCUGCCUCCUAAGAAGAUUAAAGAAGAGCAUGAAAUGAAACCUAUCAGGACUACAUCGGUUGUAACUACAACCACCACUACCAGUACUUCUAAUAAUGGCAAUGGAAUUUCUGUUCAAACAGCUGCUCCACAGAGUGUGGUACAAACAUUAGUGCUACCUACUGUGGGUCUUGUUCAACCAAUUAGCAUCAACCUACGAGACCUCCAGAACAUGCUGAAAGUGGCAGUGGAUGGGAACAUGAUAUGGCAAGCUGUGGCUAGCUCAAAUGCUAAUGGAGCUAGUAGUAAAGUUGUUAAUGAAGGGCAGCCACAAGCACAAACAAUGCUUAUGCAGUCUCCCCAUCCCCAUUUGCAGUUGAUUUCUGCUAUAUCUCUCCCUGUGCUAGAUCAGGAUGGAAAUUCCAAAAUUAUCGUAAACUAUAGUGUAGACUCACAAGACAUAAAUACAGCACAGUUGGCAUUGCCACCUCAAACUACAGCCCAAAUAAAAGUGCAGCAACCAAGUAUGGCAUCACCAGAAGUAGGAAAGAUGAAUUCAACACAAAAUCUAAAGGUGGUACAAACUAACUCAACACAGCCAAAUUUCACUCCAACCCAAAAAACACCCACUUCCAGAUCUGUACCUGCACACAUACGUAUACUAAAAUCCACACAGUCAGUUGCUCCAAAAAAAGCAGCAUCUAUAAUUAGGGUCACAAAGCUGGUCCCUGGACAGGCUAAGCAUACACAGCCAGCAAUGUUGCUUCUAAGAACAGUCAGUGAUUCUCAGGGCCUGUUGGUGAGACAUUUGGCAGCUGUGAAUCCACAACCACAAGUAACUCCACCUGUAGGAACUACAGAUAUGAAAACAACUCCAGAAUAUACUGUCAUGGCAGCAGAACACAAGUCACUCAUUGAACUAAACCAGGUUACAGAAGAGACCAAGGGACAACAGUUCUGUAGUGACAACUGCCAACCUGAAGACCUGAGGCCUGCUUUGCGACAGAGAAUUCAGUUGAAAACCGAAAUUGAGUCUGAGAUUAAGACAGAUUCUGAAGAAGUUUCACAAAUAGAAAGCAAAAAGGAGAGAAUAAGGAAAGAGGAAAUUAUUACAUUGAGUCAUUCAACAACGCCUCACAGAAGUGUUGUUUGUGGUGAUGGAUUUCAUAAUUAUGCUACAUGUCUAUUUUGUGACAACAGCCCCAGCAGCACUGGUAUCUUGAAUUGUCUCAGCAGCAGUGAACAAGAUUCUGACAGGUCUCUCUCUUCUUUGUUGGGAGUUGAAGACAAUGGAAGUGCCAUUCAGCCUCCAGUAAAGAGUCUCCUUCCUCUUCUUGAGGCAUACAACAAAGACUCACAACCCAGUGAAGAGCAGUUGUCCCAAGUUGCAGGUCUGGCCAGUUUGCCAGUGGAUGUGGUUAGUAGAUGGUUUCACAGAAUGCGCUUAAAAAACAUACUACUCUCUCAAGCUGGAAAUACCCAAAAUAGGCAACAGACUGUGGCAAACUCUGAACCAGUGCCAAGUAUGGAUACCAAAAGCCAAAACUUAGACACUCCAACUGAGGCUCACUUUGAAAAAGCAGUGGGCCAGAACAUUGAUCAUCCUCCUCUAAACCUUUCUACAAAUGACCCUAGUAUCAUAAAGGUGGAGGCUUUAGAAGAGAAAGGACAAGCUGAACCUUUGGACCUUUCAUUCCCAAAGUCCUGUUGUAAUGGCAACACCUCGGUCACCUUUGCAGUGUCUGGCACCAAGCCAUCAGGUCCCACCCAAGAAGAACCGCUUAAUCUAACAUGUUUCAAGAAGGAUACAUUAGAUGGCAACACCAUUUAUGUGACGCAAUCCACUAAAAGUCCGAUAAACAUCAUAGCCACACCUUUACCUACUCUGGUUGCCAUCGCAGAGCCUGGUGGACUUUCCUGCCUCAGAGCGGCCAUUUCCACUAAACAGCGUGCCAUCCUCAUUCCCCAGCUGUCCUACACAUACAGUUCCCCUUACACCAAUGGCAAAGUUAACCACACCACUUCCUCUAGCUCUGAGGCUAGCACCAUUACCACAAUACCGUCCAUAGACACACAGAGAAAAGUAUUCAAUGGCUGUCAGGAGAAGACUGAUGCUGGAGAUGAAUCAAUGUCUGGGUGUGAGGGGCUCAAUGACAGCAGCCUCUCCCCCAACAAGAAGAGGAGGAAGAUUCAUGGUGGCCAGUAUAUAUGUGAUCUAUGUGACAAAAUUUUCCAGAAGAGUAGUUCUUUACUUCGUCAUAAAUAUGAGCAUACAGGGGGCAACAGGAUGGAGCAAGCAUGUCAGAAAAAAAGAAUGGGUAAACGUCCUCAUGAGUGUGGAGUCUGUAAAAAGGCAUUUAAACACAAGCACCACCUAAUUGAGCACUCACGUCUACACUCUGGCGAGAAACCAUACCAGUGUGAUAAAUGUGGCAAACGGUUCUCGCAUUCUGGCUCCUAUUCCCAACACAUGAACCAUCGCUACUCCUACUGCAGGAAGGAGGUUUAUGACCAGCCAGAGCCAAAUAAUACUUCAUCUACACCUCCCUCACAACUUGACUCGGAUGAGAGGGAGAGCGAAGCUGAGGAGGAGAUAGAUGACGAUGAAGACCCAAAACGUGAAAAAGACGAAGAUUUUUCAGAAUUUGACAUGAGUGACAUAAGAGUGGUCAGGGUUGGUGAGGAAUAUGAUGACGAGGAGGAGGAGGAAGAGUUGGGGGGUGAGAAAAAACAGGUGGAAGAAGAGGACCCACUGGGGUUGGAAGUAAUGAAGACUUCAGGAAUAGAAGACAUGAUGAACAGCAAAAUAGAGGAUGAAAUACGGAAACCAAUGGAGAAUGAUGUGUUUGUUACUGUAGAAAACAAAUAAUAAUGAUAAUUUCUCUUUAGUAAAUCUAUACUGCUCUAUGAAAGAUUUGAAGGUUUGAAGAGCCCUUAGCUGAAUGAAGACAGCAGUCUCUACUUUAUAGGGAUGAUUUUGAGUUAUUAAUUUACUGUGUAUGUAUCACAGGUGUGCCUGAUCCACAAAUCACAGCAGCCUGUAAACUAGCUAUAUAACAAAUCAGAAAUUGAGAAAUUUCAUUAACCAGAUACAACUAAAGGUUUUACUGAACCUCAACCUCCAGUUGUUUAUUGUUACUGGUGACUUUUUUGUUGUUUCUUCAUCUGCAGGUGACAUUUCUACACAUUUUUAUUGCCAGUGAAAUUUUCUAAAUUAGUAUUUUAUCAAUAUUUUAGUACUUCUUUUAGAUAAAAACUAGGAUACACUUUAAGUACAUUUAAAAUUUUAUUUAUGGACUCAAUGCCUCAAGUAAUUACCAUUCAGUAUUUAAUUCUAAUUAGGCCAGCCAGUGUUAGCUUAGCAUCCUUGCUUUUGUGUCUAUAGGAAAGAAAAAAGUUUGCACUUACAGAUAAUGGUGUCCUCUAUAAAGAAAAAAAGCAAUUGAUACAUGUAAUGCAUAAAAAGGCUAAAUUAUGAAAUUGUUAAUAAUUCAUACUUUUAUUAUAAAUAUGAAUAUUAUGGAUUUUUUGUUUAAAAUAUGUAUUCAGUUGUAAUUUUAUGUAAACACUUCUAAUUGCAGAAACCUGCAAAAAAGAAAAAAAUUGGACAAUGUUUAAAUUGUAAUAAGGCACUGUAAGAUGUUCAUGUAGUAUUUUGGAAAAUAACGGAACAUAUUGGAGCAGCUUAAACACUUAAGUCAGGAAUUGUAUGUGUCACAAAUUCAAAACCAGUGUUAGCUCUUUUUCUCCUUUACAGAAUUAAUAUUCAAGAUUGAAUUAAAUGCCCAGCGAAGUCUGUGUUUGAGUAUCAAUAAAAAUACAGCUUUAAUUAUAUAUCAUUCUCCUCAGAACAUAUCGUUAGAGAGAGAAAAAAUGAUAACACUUGUUUAUUUACCAUUUGUACUGUCAUUAACCAUCAUUUUUGAAGUCAUUUAUAAAAGUGUUUAAAUAAUGUGAACCAUUAGAAUAACAUUUGCAGUUAUAUAAGAACACAUUGUUUCUAUCUUAGAAUUAGUGACUUCUUAAUGUGUUAAUUUGUGAUAGAUGAACAACGGAAGGGUCUUGGGAACCCCUCAUCAUCCUUAUGCAAGACCGCCAAGCUGUAUGUGCCAUUCAUUCCUACUGAUUCCUUAAUCCAUAAACAAAUCCUUUGUUAAAGACAAUUUAUGAAUAUAUAUUAAAACUUGCAUAAAUUUGUUGUAUUGGAAACCAAACAGACAGUGAUUUGGAAUCUUGGCAUCAAGAUAUGACUCUAAUGUAUUUUUCCCCCUCUGCAAUAACAUCCAUAAUUAUGCUCAGCUAUUACAAGCUUAGUAAUUUACCUGAGGAUAAUUUCAGAUGUUUCAGAAGUAUAUAAAUAUAUAAAUCAAAACUAAUUGGUAAGAAGUGGAACAAAGCCACUGGUGCCCAAAAACUGCUUUGGAGAUAGAAAGCAGUCAGAAUAAGUUAUAGGAAAAGGAGGACAUGAAAAUCUAUGGGUGAAAGAAAACAUUCAAGUAAAGGAAGGAGUGCACUUGAUUUAAGAGACAAUAGGAAGUGAUGUAUGUUUGAUUUGUUGUUUUAACCAUUACUCAUUACAGUAUUAUUCAUUGUGAAGUAUUAUUUCUAAAUAUGUGUUUACAUCAAUGCACAUGUAUAUUGUGUAUUUUUAUCAGUAUUAAAAUAUCAAUAACA